CGACCAAAAUCUACAGUCUCUCAUCACUCUCUCUCUCUCCACUAUUUUUCUCUCCAAUCGCUAACGUUUCCGGCGGCAAAUCCGGCAAAUCCGGCGACACAAACCUGAAUUUCAAUAAAAUAUGAUUCGAGGAGAAUGACUAGUCAUCUUCGGAGGUCGAUUUCGCCAUGUCAGACUGCUUCUCCGACCUCCUCUGCGGCGAGUCCUCCAGUAGUAUUAUCUCCCCCGGCGGCAGGGAUUACUCGCCGGAAUACUCAUCGGAUCUCGAUUCUCGGCCGCCGGACGCCGUGGAGUCUAUCGCCGGACUGUUGGAAGACGAGAUGGAUCUAGCCGGACUCAGCAGCUUCCGCGCUGUCGAUCAGCCGAUCGAAGCGUCGAUUAGAUCGGAAUUCAUCGCAUGGAUUCUCAAGGUGCAUCGAUAUUACGGUUUUCAGCCGUUAACGGCGUAUCUCUCCGUCAACUAUUUUGAUCGUUUCGUUUCCUGCCAUCACUUGCCGAAAAUGAAUGGAUGGCCGCUGCAACUACUAUCAGUUGCAUGUUUGUCUUUAGCUGCAAAAAUGGAGGAACGUCUAGUUCCUUCUCUUUUGGAUUUUCAGGUUGAAGAUGCAAAAUAUAUUUUUGAACCAAGAACUGUUCAAAGAAUGGAGCUUCUUGUUCUAAGAGUCUUAUAUUGGAGACUUGGAUCCAUCUCCCCAUUUUGUUACCUCUCUCUUUUCGCGCACAAGAUUGAUCCAUCUCGAAUUUAUAGUGACUUCCUCACUACAAGGGCCAGAGAAAUCAUCUUCUCAACAAUUCAAGAGACCAGCUUGCUUGAGUGUAGGCCAUCUUGCAUUGCUGCUACAGCAAUUCUGUGUGCAGCAAAUGAUUUGCCGAGUUUCUCUCUCAUCACUGCUCACCAAGCUGACUCAUGGUGUGAUGGACUCAAUAAAGAUGAAAUAAUGAUGAUUCGAUUGAAAAUGAAGGCAAAGAAGCAACCAAAGGUAUUCCCAGAGGUUCCAGUCACAUACAGAGCAAGCACUGAUUCAUUGUCUUCUUCAUCUUUAUCUUUUAACAGAAACAGUGGUGGGAUGGAUGAAAAUGAAGGGACUCGGAUUAAGAGGGUUAAAUAUGAUCAAGAGUUGCAUAAUUAAAGUAAAAAGAAGAGACUGGGUUCUAGAAUAAUAUUUCCUUUGUAUUUUUUCUAAUUUGAAGAGUGAUUAGCAAUAAAAGGUUUGAAUAGUAUUGUGAGGUUUAAUUAUGGACAAAGUUUGCAGGAUUUCCAGUUUAUGGAACUGUUUUAGUACUAUAGUGGGGAGUGGGGUAUGAAUGAAUUCAAUUCAAUUCAAUUGAGGCAUGCAUUACUGAAUUAAUAGAGAUUGGUGGGACCAAAAAUGGCUGUGAAAAAUCAAUCGAGAGAGCAGAAAUUUGAGUGAGGCUGCAGCCUGCAGCUAUUUAGUUUGAGAGGCUCCAUUAAUUUAUGAAUAUUUAUUCAUUUUUCAUAUUUUUUUAGUGAUGAGUAUGCAGCGUGAAUAGAAAGUCCACGUGUGUACGUGUGGGAAUUGUCAUUUUUUUAUAUUUGGAUUUUCUUUCUAUUAAUUUUGUUUCACAGGACAGCGACGUGUCUUUGUUUGUACUAAUAAAUUUACAAAGGUUUUAUUUUGUUUA
Messenger RNA from Salvia splendens (bonfire salvia), 1644 nucleotides. RefSeq names its product cyclin-D1-1. The transcript is spliced from 6 exons. Lineage: Eukaryota; Viridiplantae; Streptophyta; Magnoliopsida; Lamiales; Lamiaceae. Bases 168 to 1130 code for a protein of 320 amino acids. The record is from RefSeq and is a predicted model, not a curated record.